This is a messenger RNA of Podarcis lilfordi (Lilford's wall lizard), 4623 nucleotides long. The record is from the annotation of a GenBank genome assembly. Lineage: Eukaryota; Metazoa; Chordata; Lepidosauria; Squamata; Lacertidae.
AUGGAGGAGGAGCGGCGGCGGCGGCGGCGGGCGCGGUAACGGCCGCUCCAUGGAAACGCGGCUGAGGCGGCGGCCGCGGCGGAAGAGGAGCAGCGAGCAGGCCGCCUCCCUCACAGAGGAGCCCUCAAUGGGGGCGCAGCAGCCCGCGCGGCCAUAAGGCGACCCAGGCGAAGGCGGCGGCGGCGGCGGCGAGGAGGGGCAGCAGGUGGGGCGAAGGCGGCCUCGGCGGGGUCCGGGUGGGAACCUGUGGCCGCCCGGCCAGGUAGCUCGCGCCAGUUACCUGAGGGGGUUGGCCGCCCGCCGCGAGGGCUGAUGGGAGGCGGGAGCCGCGACGGCGACGAGGGUAGGGGUGGGCACACAGGUUCCUCACUGGCUCUUAUGAGGGGUGUGUGGGGAGGGUCACAGACAGGAGUGUGUGUGUGUGUGUGUGUGUUCCUGCAUGUGUUGACCCCCCCAAAAAAAUCAUCACAAGCCACCCCACGAGGCCCUGGAGUCCAGCAACAUGUAGGGGUUUUUUUUAACUCAGGAUCCCCAUUGUGGCUCUUAUGGGGUCACUCAGAGCACCCCAUGCCAGACAGGAGUGUGUGUCUGAAUAUGUAUAGAAGAUUACCCCCAUCACAACCUUUCACAUGAGUCUCUGGAGUCCGAAUACACACACACACACACACACACACACACCCCUACACACCUGAGUGUCUUCGUCCCCCACACAGUAUGGGGGACAAUGACUGCCCAGUAUGGCUCUCAUUUGCAAAGCUAAGCAGGGCCUGGGAUGGUUGGAUGAAGGAUGGUGUGUUGAGAUUCCUGCGUGGCACGGGGUUGGACUGGAUGACCCUUGGGGUCCCUUUCCAACUCUACAAAUUCUAUGAUUGCAAGUGGGUGUCUUGGUCACACAGGGCAGCCCUUGCUGGACAGAUUUCUGUGAAUUGGGGUGUGUGUGGAGGAGGUGGGGCUUCCCACAUUCCAGCAGCCCCAUACUUGCUCCUGUCAGCUCUCCCCACCACAUCACAAGCCUCCCUCCCUUGCUGGCCCUUUUCCCGUCACUCCUAUCCCAAGCACUGCAUUAAAAAAGCAACCCAAUAUUUCCCACCAUCACGUAACAUCCUCUGGUUGCCUCCACCCCAUUAGCCCACCUUACAACAAAAUCAUCUCCCUUUUUAUUUAUUUAUUCCCUUCCCCACAAAUUUUCUCUGCCUCAUUGGGGUCUUUCCUGCUGGUGCUGUCAGAGGAGGACUUCAGGACAGAUGUCCAGCCCCUUCCCCUUAGUGAAUGAGGGGAGCAAACACAGCAGGGCUGGCUUAACUAAUGCAUCUUGUAAGUAGUACAUACCACUAUGUAAAUAUGGUUGGUUGAGGCUAUUAAGUCUAGAGUCAAAGGUUAACUAACUGCCCCUGUGGAAUUGUCUUCUCUUCUCCUCAGUUUCUGGCCACUUCACAUUGGUCUCUUCCCCCACCCCCAAAAAACUUGCAUCAGGCCCUGCCUCUGUUUUCUGCUUGCUCUGCAACCAUUAGUACACUAACUAGUCUGCUUUGUAAAGUGAUCACCAGCCCCAGCAGCAGUUACUGAGCCUGCUCACAUCAUUUAUCUCCUAGAACCACCCCACGCAUGGUGAAUCUUGCCUAGCCACUGGUCCAGUGUUAGAAACAGAGAUAUGGAAGCUAAAUGACAUCUUAAACACCCUAAACCCAGGUUAUGGGUGCCGCAACAGAGUGUGUAGGCACACUUUUUAUAUAAAAAUACAAAGCUGAAAAUGAAUGAACUGCACCUAAAAUCUUAUAUUCAUUUUUCACAUCGUCUAGUCCUCAUCUGAUGACUGCAAAAAACAAACAAAGCCAUACUUCCCCUGCCUGGUCCUCUAAUAUUCUUAUGAGGGUCCCUUCUCCAGUCUUCAGAGAGUGGCUGGAAGUGGGGGAGGCAGAAAAAGGACCUCCUUUUCUUCCAGCAGUGGCAGUUUUAAUCUGAAAUCUUAGGUGCAGUACUGCGCCCAGAGUUCAGAAACUGCUCGCAUUAAUGAAAUUUCCUGUUGCAAAACGCGCUUAGAACAGGGGGAGUUUCGAACGCUGCACUGGUCCCAUCCCAUCUUCUUAUGGGUUUUCUGCCCUGUCACUAGCUCUUUUCGCAGUCCACCUUGCUGGCUCAUACCUUGCUGCUAACAGCAGCCAUUCUCUCCCCACUCUGCUUUUGUAGCUGAAGGGAAGAGGCAGAUGGCAACAUUCAGGGGUCUGGCAUCUGCAGACCUUUAUACUAUAUCAAUUUAAAUUCCUUUUCUAUGCAUACAGUUAACUAUCACUUCAUGCAACACCUACCUCUGUCCCUCACCUGCGUUUCUGACCCUUAAAAAAUUUCCCCCCCAAAAUCCACUUUGGCCACUUGUGUACAUUUGAUACUGUUUCAUGUUGUCCUUCACAACCACUUAGCUUCUUCCCACAACGCUUGUAGCGGCCAUAUUUCCUACGUAACCCUUUUUUAUUUUUUUUAUUUUGCAACCUCACACCAUUGGGCACAUCUUGCCUUUAUACUCUGUUUAUCCAAUAUCCCUUCAGAUCCUUGUACAUGACCCACUUAUCUAAUCCUUUCAUGUCCCUUCGCUCCGUGGAAACACAGAGUACUGCUUCAUGUAGCCCUCUGCUCCUGCAUUCCAUCUCCUUGGCCACUGAUCCCCUUUCCCACAUUCUCAAACCUUCCAUGUUUCUACAACGGUGACAGUCCCCCUCAAGCUUGCAUAUCUGAUGAUUCUACUCCUCACUUAAGGACCCAGGUCUCCAUGUAGUCAUCAAAUCCAGCAUUGCCCUCUCUGCCUGAAUGCAGUGUACCCUUCUGAUCCUAUUUUUGUAUUCCUUCACUACACAAUUAUCUGCACAGCUGUUCCACAUCAAAUACAUAAUGCAUCUUUACUACACCCUUGUGCUUUUUCACACAAUUAUCUAACUACUUUCUUAAUGCUGGUCCAGUUCCUCAACCCUGCUCCUAUGCUGAAAACCCCAAUGGUUUAAUAUCUGCCUAGGUGUUCUCAUAGAUAAACACUGACCCACCUGCAUGCACAUUUGCUGCUAUUUUACAGCCACAGCUGCAACGCAACUUCAUUGUGUGACUCUGUUCUGUUGCUACAGUUAACUUCCUAUACUACCCUGUUUCACAAGUAGCACUCUGUUGAGCUUGCUUCUUGGUCUUUGGUCCUUCAGUGACUCAGCUCCUUGCACACUCUUCUUCACAUGCAUCUCUACCCCGUUCUCCACAACUCUGAAUCCUAAUUUUCUGAAUGCCAUCAACUAGUAACUUGUCCCAGUCACUCUCAUUCACCCUCUUCUGCUAGCUCUGAUUCUCCCUUCUGCUACCUUUAUAUUCCCCUCUUAACAUUUUCUGCUUCCAAAACUCUGAUUACUUCCCUGCUGUUUUAAUGGACAGUGUUCUCAAUUCCUAUCUCCUUUAUGUUUUCCUUCUCAAGUUAAGCUAUCAUAUGGACAUUGACUCCACUCUUGUCACACCCCAUCAGUCACCUCUUCCCAGCUUGCACAGAAUUUCACUUGAAACCAUGCUGUCCACCUCUUCUAAACAGCCUUCCUCAAACCUUAAUUUAUUUUACUUUGCUUCCUAAAGUCAGCCUUGUAAACAAGCCCCCCAAAUGUUACUGGCCUGAAACAUGUUUUACUAGCUUGUAGUACUGCCUGUGCCCCCUCCUUCACAGCCAUCAUGGAAAUAUGUUAUGUGCUGUUAGUCUCUUAGGCAGGGGGUUGGGGUGGAAAUGGGCUGGUGGUGGAGGGAUGAAACAGUCAGUCCCUCUUCUAGCAGCCAGCUAACUCACCUGCAUGGAAUUCCUGGUCACCUACCAGGCAAGUGUUUAAAUACAAGGCUACUUUAAAUGUCUGCACUUACUUUAUUACUCUAAUCCUUCCUUUGCUGCACUGUACACUAGGAUUUGCCCCUCUCCCACUAACUUUAAAGAUCUUUCUUGAGCACUACUCCCUCAGAAUCCAUAUUUGAUGGAUGCUCUUUACCACUACCCCAUUUAGCAGAUGCCUCUAAAACUUUAUUCUAAAUUCACACUUUUCUCCUCCUUUGUUCCUCUUAAUGUUCACCCCAGUGUUCUUCCCACAAACAUUUUUUGUGCCGUUUGAAGUUCUCUUCCUCUUCCUCUUAAGCCAACCUUUCAUUUCAAUUAUAAAGAGCCAAACUAUUAGAAUAUGAGAAUAGGUCUUAUUAUUGGGAAACAAAUAUCUGUUAAGUGAUAGGAGAAUGAUAGGAAGAUGUGAGUCUGCUUGAAAGCAAUUCAAAAGCAGUGGAAAAGAACCCCAUUGCACCAUUUUCACCCUUUGAAGAUGCAGUGCAGGGUUACGUGUAAGAUGUACCAUUGUGCUUCACAUGUAUAAAGUGUAAUAUUUAGAGACUAAUUCCCCCCUUAAUCCUUUAUUUUCAGUGUUUUGGAAGGGAAAAACUGUCAAUUGCAUUUUUUUUCCAUUUGCAGGGGGAAAAAGAAGGAAAAUAGGAGGUUAUGGUGAGGCCAGCCAGCUGCACCAGCAAACGGGAGAACCUCCGACUGACUUCAUGGCCUGCUCUGUUAAUAUUCCAACAUCUCUGCAUAACAUUUGGAGAAGCUCUGCCACAACCUUGCUCCUCUCUCAUUAG